GAAUCCAUUCAGCUGCAGCCUUGUAGUCUACACUGCGCUUUCCUUUUAAAAGCCCAGUUGAGAUUUCUCCUUCCCCGGCUGCCGGCGUUGGCUUAGAAAGGUCUAGGGCGUCGAUCUUCUUCCUUCCGCCGUCGACAAUGAAGCUCGUCAGGUUUUUGAUGAAAUUGAACAAUGAAACUGUAUCCAUCGAGCUCAAGAAUGGAACCAUUGUUCAUGGAACCAUUACAGGUGUGGAUGUAAGCAUGAAUACUCAUCUAAAGAUGGUGAAGCUUACAUUGAAAAACAAAAACCCUGUGACUUUGGAUCACCUGAGUGUGAGGGGUAACAACAUUCGUUAUUACAUCCUUCCCGACAGUUUGAAUAUCGAGACAUUGCUGGUUGAAGAUACUCCUAAGAUCAAGCCAAAGAAGCCGAUUGCUGGAAAACCGAUGGGCCGAGGGAGAGGAAGAGGUCGUGGGCGGGGUCGUGGCAGAGGGCGCUAGUUGCAAUUUUUGGAAACAUGUUUUCAUGUGCUCGGAUUUUCGAUCUUGUAUUGGUUAUGUCUUAGUUUCUGUGGUUUCUUUGUGAUAUCACUUCUUGAAGAAAGAUUGUUGUUAAUUACUAUUAAGACUUGUAUUUAUGAGUUUUUUCUUUAACUCAAACAUUACUAAUACUCUACAUAAGAAAAAAAACAACCCAACUGGGAAGCUAUGUGUUCAAAUA
Molecule: messenger RNA, 702 nt
Organism: Impatiens glandulifera
Lineage: Eukaryota; Viridiplantae; Streptophyta; Magnoliopsida; Ericales; Balsaminaceae
Product: small nuclear ribonucleoprotein SmD1a-like
Exons: 4
Coding region: 138-482 (114 amino acids)
Biological process (GO): RNA processing; spliceosomal snRNP assembly
Cellular component (GO): commitment complex; spliceosomal tri-snRNP complex; U12-type spliceosomal complex
Molecular function (GO): RNA binding
Source: RefSeq, a predicted model, not a curated record